UUUUGUCAAAAGCGAUGACCAUUACACCAGCCACAUUCACUUUGACAGCAGCUGCUCGUAGACGUUUUGUUGUGUAUUUUUUAGUUGAUUACCAUCGGCAUUUUCCGUAACAAUUGGCACCGACAGAAUGAGUGAAACCGACGGGAUCCACAUAGAAUACGCAGACGAACAAGAAUUGAUUCGAGAAUUUCGCCGGUUUAUGAGUGAUCCUGAAACAAGAGAAAAGGCUGCCAAUUAUCUUUACGAAUCGCUGGUGGAUGAAACCAUCCUAGGGAUCGCGUACGAAGUGCACCAUGCCUUCAAGACGGGCUCCGGUGCAGCAGUGGAAGGCGAACCAGAGGACAGCAAACCGUACACGAUCGUCGAUCAACCGGAUAUGGACGUGUUCGGGUCGUCCAACACUAAAAAAGCUAUAGACUGCCACUGUCCGAACUGCAAUCGUAUUGUAGCCGCGUCCAGAUUUGCACCCCAUCUGGAAAAGUGCAUGGGCAUGGGAAGAAACUCAUCACGCAUUGCGAGUAGACGUAUAGCGAAUACGCGUGACGUUGGUACCGGCAAUUAUUUCGGUGGCGACGAGGAUGACGAAGACGAUGCGGAUUGGUCCGGUGAGAAGAGGAAAAAGAAGAUCUCUCAAGUGCGUACUAAUGGGAGUAAGAAAAAUGGCAAAACCUCAUGAAAGUAGGUGCACGUAUGGGGUUGAUAAUGGUAGUGCUUCUGAGCAUCUGCGUGCUGACCACAUACAUGCGCGAUGUUAUGGACUGAAUGGACGGCAAACAGGCAACCCCUUACGGAUGAAAGCGAAUGUGGGAUGCAUUCCAAGCUUGAGUAUUUGAACACAACCAACGGAACUAUUGUAAACCCUCGUGUAAACUAAAAUGUUCGGUUGAAUCUCACCAUAACGUUGUACUUGCACUUUGCCAAGGUAGCAAUUAUUGCCAAAAACAACCUUCACCUAAACCAAGCCACAUAUAUUUGGGAAGGAAUAUAUGCAAAUGUUGUAAUAUGUUAUGUGAAAACCCGUAUAUCCUAUGAACGGCAGGUGCAAAUGAAUUGAACAUAGCUUCCAAUUUUCUGUAUAUCUUUACUACACACACCUAGGCUAGCCAAAAUAAAUAAAUAAUGUGAAAUGAUAUCCACAUA
This is a messenger RNA of Anopheles funestus (African malaria mosquito), 1140 nucleotides long. It is a transcript of the gene Sgf11, whose product is annotated as SAGA-associated factor 11 homolog. The record is from RefSeq and is a predicted model, not a curated record. The coding region runs from base 128 to 676 and encodes 182 amino acids. Lineage: Eukaryota; Metazoa; Arthropoda; Insecta; Diptera; Culicidae. Gene Ontology annotation, biological process: regulation of transcription by RNA polymerase II; positive regulation of DNA-templated transcription. Gene Ontology annotation, molecular function: transcription coactivator activity. Gene Ontology annotation, cellular component: DUBm complex; SAGA complex. The transcript is spliced from 2 exons.